AUUGCCAUGCACCCCAUUCCUGAAACUCACAACAUAAACACCAUCUUCACAGUCCCAUUCGAUCGAGGAGGCGGCUGCUAGCUGCAAUCUUCAGCACAACUGCAAGUUCGAGCAGAUACAUACAUACACACACACAGGAUGCAGGGAAUCGCCAAGGCGCUGAGCCAGCACGGGAAGCAGCUGAGGCUCACCGUGCUGCAGCGCAUGAACAAGGGGAUCUUCUCCUGGGCCACACUCAUCUCGCGCAUACAGAGCGAGUCCCCGGCCGUGAUCAUCCCUCACAUGGGGCUGGAGAACAUCACCGUCCGGGAAAUCCUCAGGGCCAAAGGGGAGGCUCAGUCGAGGGCGGUCUACUGGUGCAGCACCACCCAUCUGGUGCAUGAGGCCGUCAAGCACAUGACGGCCAAUAAUGUCGGGUCUCUAGUCGUGCUCAAGUCGGGGGACGACAAGCAGCUUGCAGGAAUUGUAACUGAAAGAGAUUUCGCUAGGAAGAUCCUCUUACCCGGGCGACCCUCAGAGGAAACAAGAGUUGAAGAUAUCAUGACAGAAGAGAACAAGCUAAUCACUGUAUCCAGCAAUACCAAUAUUCUGCGUGCGAUGGAGCUAAUGACAGACGAGCACAUUCGACACGUCCCAGUUUUCGACGAGAAGGUAGUUGGUAUGAUCUCCAUUGGUGAUGUGGUCAGAGCAAUCGUGGACCAACAGCACCAAGAAGUGAAACAACUGAAGAAGUACAUCACUGGAGAUUAUUAUUAGCAUGUAGCUCUGCUUCAUGAAGAAAUGUACAGAAUAUGCAAUUAUUCAUAACAUUAACCAUGAGUUAUAUCUUCCCACAUAUUACCAUUUGGAAUGAUUAAAAAAAUUCCAUGCUGAUAAGUGAUAAGCAAUGUAGGAAGCAUACAAGAUGCAUGAUUCUUGUUUCAAAAGCGAUCAAAUCUGGACGUGCUUCUGCAAGAACCUGAAGUCUUCGUUGAUGAAUAUCUUCAAGGAAUUCAAGUAUUCCGGCUUCACCACAAUGCCCACUAGUGACAAACGGAUAAACAGAAGUGACUUUCCUGAUGAGAAAUGGAAAAACAUGUGUAUGUUAAGCAGUAAAAUACCUGUAAUCAGAGCCAUCAGAAAGAUUUGAGACUUCCUUUAAUCACAAAUUUCAAA
This is a messenger RNA of Triticum aestivum (bread wheat), 1155 nucleotides long. RefSeq names its product CBS domain-containing protein CBSX3, mitochondrial. The coding region runs from base 139 to 756 and encodes 205 amino acids. Lineage: Eukaryota; Viridiplantae; Streptophyta; Magnoliopsida; Poales; Poaceae. The record is from RefSeq and is a predicted model, not a curated record. The transcript is spliced from 6 exons.